CAUAGGAUGGUUAGGGCUGGAAGGGAUGCUGAAGACCAUCCUUCACCUAUCUUCUCUCUCCGCCCAGGCUAGCUAACAGGACCGGGGGACCAUGAACUGGGAUCUGUUCGAAGGGCUCCUCAGUGGGGUCAACAAAUACUCCACAGCCUUCGGCCGCAUCUGGCUCUCCCUCGUCUUCAUCUUCCGCCUGCUGGUCUAUGUGGUGGCAGCCGAGCGGGUCUGGAGCGACGACCACAAGGACUUUGACUGCAACACGCGGCAGCCGGGCUGCACCAACGUCUGCUUCGACCACUUCUUCCCUGUGUCCCACAUCCGCCUGUGGGCCCUGCAGCUCAUCCUGGUGACCUGUCCAUCCCUGCUCGUCAUCAUGCACGUGGCGUACCGGGAGGCCAAGGAGCAGAGGCACCGCGCUGCCGGUGGGGACGAUGGCCGCUGCCUCUACCCCAACCCCGGCAAGAAGCACGGUGGGCUGUGGUGGACGUACAUGCUCAGCCUGGUCUUCAAGGCCGGCGUGGACGUGGUCUUCCUCUACAUCUUCUACCACUUGUACAGGAACUACACCCUGCCCCGGCUGGUGAAGUGCGAGCUGGCCCCCUGCCCCAACAUGGUGGACUGCUUCAUCUCCCGGCCCACCGAGAAGAACAUCUUCACCCUCUUCAUGGUGGUCACCACCUGCAUCUGUAUCUUGCUGAGCCUCAUCGAGGCCACCUACCUCAUUGGCAAGCGGUGCCGCGAGUGCGUCCUGGCCGGCAGCGGGGACAGCCAGGCCUGCUCACCGUCCAGCGCCGAGCCCGCGGGCAUGGAGGGGCAGGUUUUCCAUGGGGUGGACUACAAACCCCCCACUGCCUCCAUCCCCCCCACGGCCUCCAGCCCUGAGCAACCGCCCGAGGAGGAGACUCUUCCCUAGAGCAUCCCUUGGGCAGCUCUAUGAGCCGUGCGCCUUCAUCCCCCUUCUCUUCCUCUUCCUCCUCCUCCGUCCCACUGGUGCAGGAGCACUGGGGUGGCAGCACCUCGGGUUCAGGCUGUGCCCAAGGGCUCUCUGUCUCUUCCGUCCUGGGCAGGGCACGUUGUGUUGUUCUGCUGAACUUGGGGUACAGCCAGGUCCUGUAGGACACGUGCAGUCCCCAGGAGCCCACAGGGACAAGCAGCUCUGUGACUGGCAGCAGUACCCCGAGGUUGAGCUGGUCCUGGGGAUGUCCUUGCAAUGAAUAGAAAUUCCUAUCCCUCAGAAGUGAUGGCCA
This is a messenger RNA of Neopsephotus bourkii (Bourke's parrot), 1241 nucleotides long. RefSeq names its product gap junction beta-5 protein-like. Gene Ontology annotation, biological process: cell communication. NCBI's taxonomy places the organism in Eukaryota, Metazoa, Chordata, Aves, Psittaciformes, Psittacidae. The record is from RefSeq and is a predicted model, not a curated record. The coding region runs from base 92 to 907 and encodes 271 amino acids. The transcript has a single exon. Gene Ontology annotation, cellular component: connexin complex.